Molecule: messenger RNA, 1487 nt
Organism: Arvicola amphibius (Eurasian water vole)
Lineage: Eukaryota; Metazoa; Chordata; Mammalia; Rodentia; Cricetidae
Gene: Ube2m
Product: ubiquitin conjugating enzyme E2 M
Exons: 6
Coding region: 565-1116 (183 amino acids)
Source: RefSeq, a predicted model, not a curated record
CGCAACCGGGACAGGAAGAACCGAAGUAGGCAGGCGGCGGAAAGUGCCGAAGCGGCGGGGAGCCCGAGGCCGUUGCCGACCUCCGCAUAGCACCCGCGCCUGCCGCGGAAGCUGAGCCUCCACCGGUACCCUGCCACCGUCAGCGCGGCUGCCACCUCCUCCUUCCACCUCACCACAGCCUCCUCGCAAAGGGAACAAGUAGGCGGGAGAGCGGCGGACCCGGGAAGGCCGGCGUCCUCAGCCACAGCGGGGCCUCGCAAGACCUGAGCGGAAGAGGGGGAGAAGGGCGCGGGGGCCGAAGCAGGGGCGGGGCCGAGGAUCGCCGAGUCUUCCCGAGCGCCUCCGAACUCACCCGAGGCGCUAAGCCAGGCCAGGAGCCGGACUACGGAAGCCGAGGCGGGCCGUGUGGUGGGCGCGGAGCAGAGCGGCAGGCCGGGCGGGCGGCAGCGGAGGAGGCCGCGGCAGCGGGUCCGAGAAGCGGAAGCGGCGCAGGAGGCGGCGGGGGGGCCGGGUGGCCGGGGUCCCGGGCCCCGCGGCGGCUGCGGCGGCGGCGGCGGCGGCAGGAUGAUCAAGCUCUUCUCGCUGAAGCAGCAGAAGAAGGAGGAGGAGUCGGCUGGCGGCACCAAGGGCAGCAGCAAGAAGGCGUCGGCGGCGCAGCUCCGGAUCCAAAAGGACAUUAACGAGCUGAACCUGCCUAAGACUUGUGACAUCAGCUUCUCAGACCCAGACGACCUCCUCAACUUCAAGCUGGUUAUCUGUCCUGAUGAGGGCUUCUACAAGAGUGGGAAGUUUGUGUUCAGUUUUAAGGUGGGACAAGGUUAUCCUCAUGAUCCCCCCAAGGUGAAGUGUGAGACAAUGGUUUAUCAUCCCAACAUUGACCUCGAGGGCAACGUCUGCCUCAACAUCCUCAGAGAGGACUGGAAGCCAGUUCUUACGAUAAACUCCAUAAUUUAUGGCCUGCAGUAUCUCUUCUUGGAGCCCAACCCCGAGGACCCACUGAACAAGGAGGCCGCCGAGGUCCUGCAGAACAACCGGCGGCUGUUUGAACAAAACGUGCAGCGCUCCAUGAGAGGUGGUUACAUCGGGUCCACCUACUUCGAGCGCUGCCUGAAAUAGGGUUAGCAAAUACCCAUCCCUGCCAGGGUUACCAGCCCAGGCAUCCCCUGCAAAUAUUUAUUGGGGGCCCGGGUAGGGUGUGUGGGGUAGCCUUGGCUCCUGCCUUGGCCUUGCCUCUCCUUCCUGUCACCUGCCCCUAGUUAUUUUUUUUAACCACCACAUGAUUAUGGUCGGCGCUGCCUCCUCCCGACCUGCUCAGCGAUGGGAAAUGAAUUGGCUUGUUUAGCGCCCCCCCUCCCGCUGGGUGCUGUCCAACACCCCACUCUUGACUGUGGGGUAAGUGGGCAACGGGCCUGGGUCGCUGGGCCCAAGCAACCCACCCCACCACCACUGGAGGUCCCACCAGGCUAUUAAAGGGGAAUGUUACUGCA